AUGAUAAAAAUUUUACUAACAAUAGUUGAAGUGUUUUCUACAAUAGACGUAAAUAUUGGAGAACUCCAGUAUUUAGCUAUUCAUUUAGAUCCUUACGAGUGUCGUCGAUUGAUAGCUGCUCUUCAUUAUACAUCUUAUGAUUUACCCAAAGAUAUUUCGGGUGCAGUUAGAAAAGUACAUGAAGAUAUUCCAUGUUUUCAACAUCUUCUUCACUGGAAUACUUCUCCAACAGAAGGAAGAGGAAAAACUCAUGCAGAUUUGGUACUGCGACUUCGCCAACUAAAUCGCAAAGAUUUAGCAGAUUGGUUAAGCAAAAUAGUAUUUCAAAAACUUGGUAAAGAUGUUGUUAGGUCUAUUGACAAAUCAUUCGAGGAACUAGGGCAAACAGAUAAUAAAACUCAGUAA
Messenger RNA from Chelonus insularis, 405 nucleotides. RefSeq lists its product as uncharacterized. Bases 1 to 405 code for a protein of 134 amino acids. The record is from RefSeq and is a predicted model, not a curated record. The transcript has 2 exons. NCBI's taxonomy places the organism in Eukaryota, Metazoa, Arthropoda, Insecta, Hymenoptera, Braconidae.